AUGGUUAACCCCACCAUGUUCUACAUCGCCCACGGCAAGCCCUUGGGCCGCGUCUCCUUCGAGCUAUUUGCAGACAAGGUUCCAAAGACAGCAGAAAACUUUCGUGCUCUGAGCAAUCAUACAGCUUCUGGCAUCUUGUCCAUGGCAAAUGCUGGACCCAGCACAAACAGCUCCCAGUUUUUCAUCUGCACUGCUGAGACUGAGUGGUUGGAUGGCAAGCAUGUGGUCUUUGGCAAGGUGAAAGAAGGCAUGAAUAUUGUGGAGGCCAUGGGGCACUUUGGGUCCGUGAAUGGCAAGACCAGCAAGAAGAUCACCAUUGCUGACUGUGGACAACUGGACACAAGUGUCGAAUGCUCCUCGGUGGCUCCGCCCCCUCCGGCCCCGCCCCCUCCUCUCCGCGACAUUUGCUUCCCCUCCGUCAUCCAUCGCUCGGCGCUCGUCCCUUCUCCGUGGGUCUGCUCAGAGCGUUCCAUCGAGUUUCUCGGCCAUCGCGCGCCUGCGCCAUUGGGCUGUCAGUCAGAGGCGGCGUGGAGAGCGCUGGGAGCGGUUGUGGCGUGCGGGGAGCUGAGGUAUAGCUGUGACUUCUGCCUUGCCAGGCCGCGCACGAGCUGGCUGACCCAGUUUGUAAAAAUGGAAUUUCAAGCAGUAGUGAUGGCAGUAGGUGGAGGAUCUCGGAUGACAGACCUAACUUCCAGCAUUCCCAAACCUCUGCUUCCAGUUGGGAACAAACCUUUAAUUUGGUACCCAUUGAACCUGCUUGAGCGUGUUGGAUUUGAAGAAGUCAUUGUGAUUACAACCAGGGAUGUUCAAAAGGCUCUAUGUGCAGAAUUCAAGAUGAAAAUGAAGCCAGAUAUUGUGUGUAUUCCUGAUGAUGCUGACAUGGGAACUGCAGAUUCUUUGCGCUACAUAUAUCCAAAACUUAAGACAGAUGUGCUGGUCCUGAGCUGUGAUCUGAUAACAGAUGUUGCUUUAUAUGAGGUUGUGGACCUGUUUAGAGCUUAUGAUGCAUCACUUGCUAUGUUGAUGAGAAAAGGCCAAGAUAGCUUAGAACCUGUUCCUGGUCAAAAGGGGAAAAAAAAAGCAGUGGAGCAGCGUGACUUCAUUGGAGUGGACAACACAGGAAAGAGGCUGCUCUUCAUGGCUAAUGAAGCAGACUUGGAUGAAGAGCUGGUCAUUAAGGGAUCCAUCCUACAGAAGUAAGCCCUAGGGUGUUUUCUUCUGGCAAUUAUCCUUGUCUUAAAACAAAAUAAAACCACCCAGUGGGUGGGAAAGAGGGAAUGAAAACUAGAUUAUACUGUGUGAAAUUGACAAAAGUAUGUGAAUAUUUUUCCCAUGAGACAGGAUGAAGGCUUUUCUUCACUGCAUAAGCCUGUUUCCCUGUCUUUUCUUGCCAAGGUAGAGCCAAAUCCCGCAUAAGAGUCAGGCGAAGCAGCUGUGGGAAGAACAAGACUGUCUUCCUGACAGUGUUAUAAAACCCCCUUUAAAAAAAAAGCGGUGAAAAAAACAC
Molecule: messenger RNA, 1507 nt
Organism: Rhinopithecus roxellana (golden snub-nosed monkey)
Lineage: Eukaryota; Metazoa; Chordata; Mammalia; Primates; Cercopithecidae
Exons: 7
Coding region: 1-1200 (399 amino acids)
Biological process (GO): protein peptidyl-prolyl isomerization; cytoplasmic translational initiation; biosynthetic process
Cellular component (GO): eukaryotic translation initiation factor 2B complex; guanyl-nucleotide exchange factor complex
Molecular function (GO): peptidyl-prolyl cis-trans isomerase activity; translation initiation factor activity; guanyl-nucleotide exchange factor activity
Source: RefSeq, a predicted model, not a curated record